This is a messenger RNA of Stylonychia lemnae, 528 nucleotides long. NCBI's taxonomy places the organism in Eukaryota, Ciliophora, Spirotrichea, Sporadotrichida, Oxytrichidae. The record is from the annotation of a GenBank genome assembly.
AUGCUAAAUCUGUUUUCAAAAAGAUUCUUUGCUGCUUAGCCUGCUUCCUUUAAAAGAGCUUUGUAUGCUGGAAGUUUUGAUCCUCCAUCUUAAGGUCAUCUUGACAUUAUUGAAAGAGGAUUGCCUCUUUGUGAUGAAUUGCAUAUCGGAGUUGCCAUUAAUAAUCUCAAAAAACCCAUAUUUUCCUUGGAAGAAAGAAUAAGAUUAUUGAAGAAAGUUACUCACAAUAGAGAUAAUAUAAAGAUAGUUGGAGUUGAAGGAUUGCUUAUUAGAGGUAUUAGAUCAUUUUCAGAUUUUGACAGUGAAUUUUCAAUGGGUAUUAUUAAUAGAAGACUAAGUGGGAUUGAGACUAUUUUCUUAAUGGCAAGCAGCAGCAGAGUUCAUAUAUCUUCUUCAAGAAUCAGAGAGUUGGCAAUGUACGGCAGAAAGCUAGAAAACUUUGUGCCUCUAGAUAUUGAGGAGGAAGUUUAUAACCAUCUUUUUGAUUUCUAUUAGAAAAAUGGGAUUAAUAACAAGCCAAGAGUUUGA